AUGGCCUCGAAUACAGUAGACAAACUCACAGUGAACGACCCCAGGGCCAGCAAGCAGUCCGCCGUAGUCAACGGUCGCCGCUGGUACUACCUCGACGCCAUCCCCAAGACCAAGCAGAAAGGCACCGUCGUCCUGAUUCAUGGCUUUCCUGACAUCUCCCACGCCUGGCGCUACCAAAUCCCGCUGUUCCUCUCCCUAGGCUUCCGCUGCAUCGCCCUCGACUGUAUGGGCUACAGCGACACGGGCAGUUCCUCGAACCUCGCCGACUUCAGCUUCAAAACCCACGCCGACGCCAUCGCCGGCAUCGCCAAAGCGAUCGGCGUGCACAAGGUCAUCAUCGGCGGUCACGACUGGGGAGGCUUCACAGUCUAUCGCGUAGCGCAAUGGUACCCGGACCUUGUCAGUCAUGUCUUCUCAGUGUGUACGGCGUAUGCGCCGCCGAUGGAGAAGUGUGUGAGUACUGAGGAGUUGAGUAAGACGACUCUGCCGCAAUUUGGGUAUCAGCUGCAGUUUGGGAGUGAGGAUGGGAAGGUGGAGAGGGUUGUGAAGGAUGAGGCGAGUAUCCGGAAGUUCUUGUUGGGAAUGUAUGGAGGGAAGACGCAGAGUAGGAGGUUGUUUAUGACGCCGGACAAUGGGAUCAAGUUGGACAUGAUUGAGAAUGAAGAGAUUGCUAUGACGCCGUUGUUGAGUGAGGAGGAACUCGAUUUCUACGUAAAAGAAUUCGCAAAGAACGGCCUAAGUGGCCCCUGCUCAUGGUACCGCACGCGGAAGAUCAACUGGGAAGACGAUCUGAAUCUUCCGAAAGACACCAAAAGGCAGAUCAAGCAACCAACCCUCUACAUCUUGGCGACAAAAGACAACAUCCUGACCCGAGAGAUGAGCAGAGGCAUGGAGAAAGCAAUCCCAAACUUGACUCGCGGAGAAGUACCAGCCGGUCACUGGGCGCUGUGGCAGACGCCCACGCAGGUGAAUGCGAUUCUCAAGGAUUGGAUCCAGGGUGUUGUGCUGGGUGGGAAGAGUAAGCUAUAG
Molecule: messenger RNA, 1029 nt
Organism: Fulvia fulva
Lineage: Eukaryota; Fungi; Ascomycota; Dothideomycetes; Mycosphaerellales; Mycosphaerellaceae
Product: Epoxide hydrolase srdG
Exons: 3
Coding region: 1-1029 (342 amino acids)
Molecular function (GO): hydrolase activity
Source: RefSeq, a predicted model, not a curated record